UUGCAUUUUUAAGAAAACAUUAGUGGCGCCAACAAUCUGCAAAUCACAGGCAACGGUCAAACGGCAAUACAAAGUGAGUACCGCAACUCGGUCCCUUCCUUCUUCGGAAGAAGCGUCGAGAUCUGCUCUGACUCGAUGCGUCACGUAACCAAUGUCAGAAACUUACAUAAAUUGAAGCCACCCACCAUUUUCCAAGCAAACUUCUCAAAUAUUUCGCAAGCGAACGAGCAAUUAGAUCAGAAGAUUCAGCUCGGAUUUAUUCCGGAGAGUCACAUAUACACUCGUCUCCUCAAAGCAUGCUUGCAAGAAUGCAAAUUAAUUCAAUCCCAUCGUUUGCUCGACCAAAUGCCUCAACAAAAACAACAAUCAUCCAAAAAUAGUAAAAUUUUACAUGCCCAGAUACUGAAAGUUGGCCUUGGAUUGAGCGGGAAGUUGGGUAACAUCAUUGUCGAUUUGUAUUCCAAGUGUGGGAAUGUGGUUUUUGCCCAAAAGACCUUUGAUCGGCUCGACAAGAGAGAUGGGUCAGCUUGGAAUUCAAUUUUAUCUUUGUACUCGAGGUGUGGAAUGCUGGAAGAUAUCAUUAUCACUUUUGGGUCAAUGUGGAAUUCCUGCACACCACCGAAUCAAUUCACAUUUGCAAUCGUCCUUUCUGCUUGUGCAAGACUUAUGGCUGUUGGUCCUGGUAGGCAAGUUCAUUGCAAUAUUGUUAAGAUGGGAUUCGAGUUAAAUCCUUUUUGUGAAGGUUCUUUGAUUGAUAUGUAUGCUAAAUCUGACUAUGUGACUGAUGCUCGGAAAAUAUUUGAUAGAGCUGCGGACCCUGAUACAGUGUCUUGGACAGCUAUGAUUGCUGGUUAUGUUAGAACUGGUAUGCCCGGGGAAGCUCUCAAGUUGUUUAAGAAAGUGCAGGACUUAGGCCAUGAACCAGAUCAGGUUGCAUUUGGGACUAUUAUCACUGCAUAUGUUGGUCUUCGCAGGCUUGAUGAUGCAUGCCGUGUAUUUGCUCAAAUGCCCAACCCAAAUGUUGUUGCAUGGAAUGUGAUGAUCUCAGGACAUGCUCAGAGUGGUUACAGUGUUGAAGCAAUUAAUUUCUUCCAUGACAUGCGAGUUUCUGGUGUAAAAUCUACGAGGUCCACAUUAGGAAGUGUUUUGAGUGCCAUUGCCAGCCUAGCUGCUCUUGAUCAGGGACAACAGGUUCAUUCUGAGGCAAUCCGACUUGGAUUGGAUUCUAAUGUUUUUGUUGGAAGUGCUCUAAUCAAUAUGUAUGCCAAGUGUCAAAGUAUGGAAGAUGCAAGGAAAGUCUUUGAUGCAGUCAUUGAGAGAAACAUUGUCUUGUGGAAUGCAAUGCUUGGAGGUUACGCAAAUAAUGGGUACCCAUGUCACGUCUUUGAUUUGUUCUCUGAUAUGAGGGGUUGUGGUCUCCAGAUGGAUGAAUUUACCUACACCAGUCUUCUUAGUGCAUGUGCUUGCCUGGAAAAUUUAGAUAUGGGUAGACAACUGCAUUCUUUUUUAAUCAAGAGCAACUUUGAAUCAAGUCUAUUUGUGGAAAAUGCCAUGGUGGACAUGUAUGCUAAGUCUGGGGUUCUAAAAGAUGCAAGGCAGCAAUUUGAGCUUAUUCGGGAUCGGGAUAAUGUCUCCUGGAAUGCAAUUAUUGUUGGGUAUGUUCAUGAGCAGUAUGAGGAUGAGGCUUUCAUAAUGUUUCAACAAAUGAUCAUGGAUGGCUUUGUGCCUGAUGAAGUGUCCUUAGCUAGCAUACUUAGCGCUUCUGCAAAUAUUCAAGCUCUUGAGCUAGGCAAGCAAUUUCAUUGCUUUGCUGUCAAAUAUGGUAUUGACUUGAAUCUCUAUGCUGGGAGUUCCCUUGUUGACAUGUAUGCCAAGUGUGGGGAUAUGCAGGCUGCGAAUGUGGUUUUUGCUAGGAUGCCAGAGCAGGGUGUUGUCUCCAGGAAUGCUCUAAUUGCAGGAUAUACUCAAAACAAUGAUAUGGAUGAAGCAGUGAAUUCUUUUCAAGAAAUGCAGGCAGCAGGACUGAAACCAUCCAAAUUCACUUUUACAAGCAUUUUGCCAGUAUGUAGUGGGCCUUCUAGAUUGGACAUGGGAAGGCAAGUGCACUGUUAUACAAUAAAGUCCGGGUUCUUGCAGGACGAUGACUUCCUGGGGAUUGCACUUUUGAGCAUGUACCUGAAAUCCCAAACCCAUGAAGAUGCAAACAAGCUUUUUUCCGAGUUUCCAGAUCCCAAGAGCAAAGUAUUAUGGACCGCUAUUAUUUCAGGAUAUGCCCAGGAUGGUUACAGUGAGGAGGCAUUAUGGUUCUUUUGGGAGAUGCAUAGGUGCAAUGUUGUUGCUGAUGAAGCCACUUUUGGUAGUGUGCUUAGUGCUUGUGCUUGCUCAGCUGCCCUGAAAGAUGGCAGAGAGGUACAUUCUCUUAUCAUCCGGAGUGGCUUCAACUCAGAUGAGUGCAUGGGCAGUGCUCUUGUAGACAUGUAUGCCAAAUGUGGGGACAUGAAAAGUUCUGUACAGAUUUUUGAGGAAAUGGACUCUAAACAAGAUGUUAUUUCUUGGAAUUCAAUGAUUGUUGGAUUUGCAAAGAAUGGAUAUGCAGAUGAUGCGCUCAAAAUAUUUGACCUGAUGAAGCAUGCACUUGUAAAGCCUGAUGAUGUAACAUUUCUUGGUGUUUUAACCGCAUGUAGUCACGCAGGUCUAAUAUCUGAAGGUUGUGAAUUCUUUGACAUCAUGAUGAAUCAUUAUGGGAUUCAGCCAAGAGUUGAUCAUUAUGCUUGCAUGAUUGAUCUUCUUGGUCGUAGUGGCCAUCUUAAAGAAGCAGAGGAGUUUAUAAAAAAACUACCAUUUGAACCCAGUGCUAGGAUUUGGGCCACAUUUCUUGCUUCUUGUAGAAUACAUGGGGAUUACGAACGAGGGCAGUGGGUAGCUGAGAAACUCAUUGAGCUGGAACCUCAAAACUCCUCACCCUAUGUACUGCUUUCUAAUAUAUAUGCUGCAGCUGGUAACUGGAAUGGAGUUAACACAGUAAGGAUGGCAAUGAAAGAAAGAAGUGUUAAGAAGAUGCCUGGAUGUAGCUGGAUUGUCGUGGGAAAGAAAACAAACAUGUUUUCUGCAGCAGAUAAGUUUCAUCCUAGUGCCAAUGAAAUAUAUGCAGUUCUGAAGGAUUUGACAGCACUGAUGAAAGAAGAAGGUUAUAUUGUGUCUGCACUUUCCGUUUUGCAUGAUGAAGAAUGAGAGAGACACUUCUCUUCUGUUGCCCUUGGUUGCAUACUUCUGAUUGGGCUGAGACCAUAACCAUUCCAUUAAGUCGGUUUUGAGUAGAAUAAUGUACAUAUUCAAGUAUAGAAGCUGCAUACAUGAACAACUGACUGGAAGACCAAUAAUGGCUCAAGAGGUGAAAAGCACUCUAUAACAAUUGAGAGUAGUGUAUUUGAAUAUUCCAAGUUGCAUAAGUCGGACCACUAAAUUCUUUCCUUAUUAAAAAAAAGGUACCAUAACCAGAGACAAUUCUUGCUUUUGCAAGGUCCUGGGAGGGGUGGAUUGGUUUCAGUCCUGAACUUCAACACAUUUUGGACGACGUGGCCACACUCACAUAUGAGUCUACGUCUCCACACUGGCAGCCUGAGCUGUACCAUCUCACCAAGCGGUGGCCCCUAGACUCUUUCUUCUUUGGUGCUUGUAAACGGCUGUCCAUUUUCCAUCCGUCCAUAAUUUUGGACAUUAGGAAGCUUCCAAUUUCUGAUGUUUAAUAAAAAAUCCUUGGAGAUAUUUAUGUAGUUGUAAUGCACGGUCACAAGAUCAUAAUGCUGAAGUAUUGGGGCCAGAGGAAUGAUGAAGCAUUUGUUGAUUCUUCAUGGAAACUAAAUAUCUAGGCUUCAUGUUCUUGUGAAAGUGGACUUACUUCAGAAGAUUAUGCAAGGCAGUGGCCAAGGGCAUAUGAACUUGGCCUGCUUGUAUGUAGAUCCUUUUGUUUUUUUUGGCAUUGCUGGUCCUAGGGGAUGAUAUUACUACUGUUUUUCAAUACUUAAAGAAGGAUGCUCCUGUUGCUCACAUUUUAAAAUGAGUGAAAAUGGAAGUCUAGCUGCUUCUACCUGAGGAGGAUGGGUAGAAUGAACAUCCUAGAGAAAGUUAGCAUGUCCAUUACAAAGCCUGGAGAAGUAUUCCAGUGAUUCUGGAAAACAGCAUCUACCGAUAUCAUUAUUAUGUUCUGAAGUAAGUACUCUCUCAUGUGGACAAGGGACCAGGGUGCAGAUACAAAGAUGGGUUCAACACUAUGAAAAACACUUGGACCAACCCCUCUCCUGUUCUAAAAAUGACUUGACAUAUUCUCUUGCUAGUGAAGCUUGGAGAAGGUUCACUGCAAGUUGCAUUAUCAUCAUCUCAAAUCUGCAAAAAGUGUGAUAGCUGGUACUCUAUUGCAUGGAAGACUGCAAAGGUGCUUCAAGGAGUAACAAGUAUGAAGCAGAAAUAGCAUUGGAAAGUUGGUGGCAUAUUGAUGCUGUUCAUUCCCUAAACCGUAAGUUCUGUAUCAUAGUUCCAGUUUCUGCCAUUUGCUUAAUAUGUUGAAGAUCUUUUUGAAACCUACAGUGAUUAUUUCUGCAGUUUCAAUGAGACCUUGUAUUCAUCCUUUCAGAUCUUCAAUAAGUUACUCAAAUCAAUGACUGUGACAGGUUAUCAAAAUCUGAGGUGUUUAAAUUAUUAGUGUGGUUUUGGGGUGCUUUUGAGACUCCUUUUUGAAGAUAGAGUUUAUUAUUUGGUUCUUGUCUUCUUGUUCCCACCUGGACUAUCUAUGCAGUGAAGCCUUUCAACAUUAAUUGGCUUGAGGUUGCUCCAACUAAAUUGGUUUCAGUUAUAACGUAAGAAUUAUUAUAAGUAACACAAUAUCAAA
Messenger RNA from Telopea speciosissima, 4885 nucleotides. RefSeq names its product pentatricopeptide repeat-containing protein At3g09040, mitochondrial. Bases 136 to 3231 code for a protein of 1031 amino acids. Gene Ontology annotation, biological process: RNA modification. The transcript is spliced from 2 exons. Gene Ontology annotation, molecular function: protein binding; RNA binding. The record is from RefSeq and is a predicted model, not a curated record. NCBI's taxonomy places the organism in Eukaryota, Viridiplantae, Streptophyta, Magnoliopsida, Proteales, Proteaceae.